This is a messenger RNA of Racocetra fulgida, 326 nucleotides long. NCBI's taxonomy places the organism in Eukaryota, Fungi, Glomeromycota, Glomeromycetes, Diversisporales, Gigasporaceae. The record is from the annotation of a GenBank genome assembly.
UUUCCGAUUCUCAUGCAAUUGCCAUGGCAGCAAAUGUUGUAGCAGAUUUUAAUAUGUUAAAUCUUCAUGAUGAUAAUAUUGAAAAUGAUUUAAGAGAUGCAUGUUUUGAAUUGGCUUUUUUGUUAUCAGAUACGAAUUCUUUAGACAAUCAAAACUUUUUAGAUAAUCAAAAUCUAGAGACACAUGAAAACUUUUAUACUGGUGUUACAAAAGCAGAAAUUUUGGAUGUUUCUUAUCUAGCUUUAGAGUUAUAUAGGUUUUUUAAUGAGCACUCUACCAAAAAUUUGUUGCGAAUUGUUGUUAAUUCUGAGGUAGAAAAGAAUUAG